Molecule: messenger RNA, 1652 nt
Organism: Megachile rotundata (alfalfa leafcutting bee)
Lineage: Eukaryota; Metazoa; Arthropoda; Insecta; Hymenoptera; Megachilidae
Source: RefSeq, a predicted model, not a curated record
UUCGCUCCGACAGAGAAGCCUGCCGGAAGUGGAAACGGAGAAUACCAACCCCUUCUGUUGCACACAUAUUGUUUGUUAAUUAUGUACAAAACGGUACGAAAGGGCGAUGCCAGCCUGCAAUACACAAUUCUGCCGCAAACGGACCAGUUCUCAUCGUCUGGGUUCCCUCAGACCUCGAGCAAACCGAGGCCGAGGAUCAUCAAAUAUACCAUGGGGAUGCUGAUGAUCCUCAUUAUUUUGUCCUGCGUGGCGACGCCGUUCCUGAUGAAUCAAAACGACCAGAGUCUGUUCGCCAACACCGUUUUAGCGAUGAGUCGCGUCAGUCACAACACAAUAGCCAGAAAUUCGUCGAGGAGUCAAGGAAAAGAUAUCGUGCACAAAAGCAAAAGUAAAUUCCCUGUGACGACCGCAUCGUCCGCGGAAAUGUACAGAAAAUCGGAUGCUGAAGACGAAAUGAAUACGAUGCCGGGGGUGUUGAAGGCGGAGAUACAACAGACCGAGGAUUUUACGACCACGGAGGCCGUAAUCAUCAGCACGCAACGUCUCCGUACCUCGACGGACUCGACAACAAGUGUCCGACAGACAUCCACCCCGUCCCCGUCGACGAUCUCCCCGACGUUCUCGACGACGUUCAAGCCCGUGAUCAGUACCCCGAACGAAGUGACCAAGACGUCGGCGAGCUCGCCAAGAAAGGCGAAAAUGCCGAGGAUAACCUUGAAGCUACGGGAGAACGAAACAAUACCUCAGAUGUACAUGAAGGCGGGGAUAGCUUCGUACAAAAAAGGAAACAUUACGACCAGUGUUCUGGCGCACGGCCUAAGUCUCGAGGGGUUAAUCUUCAAGACACCUGAGGGAACGAUAAAGCCGUGGCCUCAGAAGUGGUUCUUUACCGACCCCUCUUCCGACUUCCAGUGGAAGGGAUCGAACCAGAUGCCAGUAAUGAUUUACAUAGUGCUGGCAGGAUUGGCAGCGUUGGCAAGCAUCAGUAUCGUCCUGAUGUUCUACGUGCAACGAAAGGCCAUAAGACGCCAGCGUCAAAGCGUGGAGGAACCGGAAGUAGAGGGUCACGAGGAAGACAAAUCGACCUUGUUGGGCAGCGAGAGCCAGGAAACCGAGGAGAAGGAGUAAUCGUGAUUCUACAUGUAACAGGGAAACCACGUAGCUCGUAAGACUCGCAUAUUUUUACAACACGCGCAUCAGUUAGGGUUAGGUACCUCGCGUCAAAGAACGGACGAUCGUGGAGACGUUGGAAACACCGAAUAACAUUAACCGGGUUUGUUUGAUCGAGUAAUAGAGACAUCGGUUAUGGAAUUGACAAGUGAUCAUCCAUUUGCUUACACACUUAUUGUUUAUCACGGACUUGAAGUAAUUAUAUUUCAAUUAGCCUUUAACUUAACGCGUAACAAGUAACACGAUUAUUACUUUUGAUACAAAACGUUGUUAACGAAGUUGACGAUUUCUUUAUCGAGUCAUCUUAAGGAGUUUAACCUCUUAACCUCGGCGGCCAUUUUAGCUAGAAUAUUUAAUAUUCGGAAGAUCGGUGUAUUCAUUGAAGAGAAAAUGUCUGAAACAGAACUGAUUUCAUUUUAAUCCUUCGUUGCAAAUAUAUUAUAAUAUAUUCUUGUAUUUCUUCAAACAUAAAUAAAAUUAUU